AUGUUAUCAAAUCUAAUAAGAUCACCAACUACAGUAAGGACUCUAGCAAAACCAGUAGCUAUUACAACUGCAAAGUUAUCUACUACCCAACUAAUAAAUAAAUCUACUUAUCGUACACCUAAUUUUGACGAUGUUUUGAAAGAAGAUAGAAAUAUGGAUAAAUCAAGAGUAUUUUCUUACUUUAUGGUUGGUUCUAUGGGUUUAUUAUCAUCCGCAGGUGCUAAAUCCACUGUAGAAACCUUUUUAUCAUCUAUGUCCGCUUCUGCUGAUGUUUUAGCUAUGGCUAAAGUUGAAGUUAGUUUAGCUAAUAUUCCAGUAGGUAAGAAUGUUGUUGUUAAAUGGCAAGGUAAACCUGUGUUUAUUAGACACAGAACUGCUCAUGAAAUUCAAGAAGCUAAUGAAGUAGAUAUGUCGUCUUUGAAAGAUCCUCAGACAGAUGCUGAUAGAGUUCAAAAUCCAGAAUGGUUAAUUAUGUUAGGUAUUUGUACUCAUUUAGGUUGUGUUCCAAUUGGUGAAUCUGGUGAUUUUGGUGGUUGGUUUUGUCCUUGCCAUGGUUCUCACUACGAUAUCUCAGGUAGAAUUAGAAAAGGCCCGGCUCCUUUGAAUUUAGAAAUCCCACAAUAUGAAUUUAGUGAAGAUAAGGUUAUUGUUGGUUAA
This is a messenger RNA of Maudiozyma saulgeensis, 657 nucleotides long. NCBI's taxonomy places the organism in Eukaryota, Fungi, Ascomycota, Saccharomycetes, Saccharomycetales, Saccharomycetaceae. The record is from the annotation of a GenBank genome assembly.